Messenger RNA from Calypte anna (Anna's hummingbird), 3924 nucleotides. Its product is annotated as regulator of G-protein signaling 10. Bases 179 to 724 code for a protein of 181 amino acids. The record is from RefSeq and is a predicted model, not a curated record. Gene Ontology annotation, biological process: regulation of G protein-coupled receptor signaling pathway. NCBI's taxonomy places the organism in Eukaryota, Metazoa, Chordata, Aves, Apodiformes, Trochilidae. Gene Ontology annotation, molecular function: GTPase activator activity; G-protein alpha-subunit binding. The transcript has 5 exons.
GCGGCUGAGGCGCCUCUGAGGAAGAGGAGGAGAAGGAGAAGAAGGAGGAGGAGGCGGUUUUGGGGGGAGCGGAGCGAGGCGGGACGGGACGGGGCGGUCCCUCCCCGGAGGGGAGCGGGGAAGGCGCGGCCGCCCCCUCCGGCUCCGGGCAGCGCGGGGUCGCGCCGCCGCCCCCGAGAUGUUUAACCGGGCCGUGAGCCGGCUCAGCAGGAAGCGCCCGCCGUCAGAGAUAAAUGACAGCGAGGGUCACCCAAGCAGCAGCCACCCAACCUUGAAAGGAACCUCAAAAUGGGCUACAUCACUGGAGAACCUACUCGAAGAUCCGGAAGGAGUGAAACGAUUUAGGGAAUUUUUAAAGAAAGAAUUCAGUGAAGAAAAUGUUUUGUUCUGGCUAGCAUGUGAAGAAUUCAAGAAAACCCAGGGAAAAAACCAGAUGCAAGAAAAAGCUAAAGAAAUCUAUAUGACUUUCCUGUCAAGCAAAGCUUCCUCCCAAGUCAAUGUUGAAGGGCAGUCCCGGCUGAACGAGACCAUUUUGGAGACACCUCACCCACUCAUGUUUCAAAAGCUCCAGGACCAGAUAUUCAAUCUCAUGAAAUACGACAGCUACAGCCGCUUCCUCAAGUCAGAAAUAUUCCUAAACCAGAAGAAGUCUGAGGAGCAAGAGGAGAAUUCAUCAGAGGCUCAGACUGCAGCUAAAAGAGCAUCAAGAAUUUACAACACAUGAUACAAUAAAUCUCUUCAGGAGAGGCAAUACAAUCACUAAAUUACACUCAGGACCAGUCUAAGUUUAUAGCAGUCGCAUUUAGGGCUUGAAAAGCUCAAAACCUUUUUCAGGAGAUACUUACCUUCUUAAUUGCUUGAAUGACUAAUUGUUUUUGCAUGAUAGCUAAUAACCAAGCACCCAGGGAAGGACUGUUUCCUAGCUAAAAGGCUGAGGUAUUCACAGCAUGAAUUGCAUUUCAUUUUUCACAAGUUAAAAUGCUUUCAAUUUUUGUAUUCUCUUUUGUGAGGCAUCAUGAGGAUGGGAAAUGGGAGAUAGGGUGGUUGGUUGUUUUUUUUUUUUAUUUUUGCCUUGUAAUUUUUAUUUUUGACCAACUUUUGCGUCCUGAAUUGCUGGCAGAAGCUACUGAGGAGUAGGUGCCACGUUACUUUGUGGCUGAGUCAUUCACAGCAAAAUUUAGUCAUAAAGGGACAGCAUCUUUCAGGGUUAAGCUCAACAGAACCCAGUCCCUUCCUGUGUGACUUUAUUCUUUCAAGGUGGCACUUGUUUUGCUUUGCUUUUACUAUUGAAUCAAAGCACUUGCAUAGUAAUGAUUUUCAUUGAUGUAUUUUUAAGUUUUCCUUAAUUUUGGUUUUGUUUUGGUUUUGGCAGUAGACUAUCACUUUCUUCAGAGGAGAGAAUAACUUGAAUUCCCCUGGGAAUAUAAACUCUAAAAUAGAAUCCCUGAAGAACUAAGAGCUCUUAGGAAACCUAACAGUUAAAAUCCCAUUCAGAACACACAGCUUUUCAGCAAGGAUUGACCUGGGCAUGUCCUGCACAUCCUGCAUCACAUCAGUGUCAGACCCUGGUACUGGGAAGCUACAGGUCUCUCCUGGGUCUCCUGAGCUAUCCUGCUCUGUCUACAAAAAUACUUGGACUAAACAGACAAAAUCUGGCUUUGUUUUACUAAAAUGAUUCUACCCAAAUCAUCCUGCCUAGUUUUGUUUGCCCCAGGGAAGUAUUUCAGAGUUUUCCAAUGGCAGUUUUGGGAAGCUGCAGUGGAACAGGGGGCUGGCAUGGUUUAGCCAUUCUCACACCCAGCUUGAGGGGAAAGGGAAUUUAUUCUGCCCUGAGCAAUCAAAGAUGAAAAUGUCAGGGUGGGAGAGGAAGAUGCUCCCAAUGAGCCUUCUUUAUUGUCCUGCAGGACAAUGUGUCCCUGGUGUCCCUGUGUCAGAGCUGCACAGUGUGGUUUGGGGAACAAGUUUUCAUGUGCUCAUACAAUUUUUUUGAUUUUUUUCACCACCAUGUUACUGAGCUGUAAUUUAAGUUGGGGAAGGAUCUUGGUUACACUGCCUGUUUUCCAAGCUUGUAGUUUAGCUGUUUCACCUUCUCUCAUUAUUUACUCUCAUUUUUUUGCACUGCUUUUCUUGAACAUUUGUUUUUGUGCUGUCUGAUCUCAGCACACACAGCUUUGGGCUGGUUUAUAGGGUUUUUUUGGUUUUUUUUUUUAAGGCCAGAUGUGUUUAAUAUGUUACUGUUGCUAUCAGUGUUGUAAAACUAAGUCUAGAUUGUAAUUUUUGAGGAUGUAAACUCACUUGGCAGACUUGAUUCGUUCUUUUAACUCUGAGCCACUCUUGCAGGUAAUGUGUAAAGAAAAUUAUUUCCAUGAGCUCUUCCCUGAUUAGAUGGAAGAGCAGGAACAGGAGUUCUGAUUCUUUCCCCAGAGAUAAAAGUCCUGUUCAUUUUUAUAAAACCAGAGAGCUCAGUGCCUCUGUAUCCAUGUUUUAAGGUGUAAUUCUUAUGCACAGCAUUGAUUUUCCUUUUAUGCUCUUAAAAGAUUUAAUGAUGAAAUCACAAUCUUGCUUCAGGCACUUUCAGGGCUAUUUGACCUCAUGCCUAAAGCCUGUGUUUUGAUGUUUUACUGAAAAGGAUGAAGUAAGCAGGUGCAUGAAUCCUUUAGCUGUGAUGGAUCCUAGGAAAUAGGAGCAUCCAGUUGUGGACUUGCCAAUUUUUUUAAAUCUUGGGAUUAUUUCUUCUGAAAAUUCACUGCAUAUAACAAGCUCCUAACAUCUGCCACAGCAGAGGAUGGAACUUCAAGUGCCAUUGAAGUCCUUGGGAUGCUUUUAAACACAUUUAAGAGUCAGGAUUUUUUUCUUCCCAGUUAUGGCAGCAGAAAUCUUGGUGAUACAGAAAAAGGCAGGAUGGGGACCUUCAGGGGAAAAUGCAGAAUGAGCUCUUACCACAUUCAUCACAUGGAUGCACAGUAGGUUCAUUUUUAAUCAUAUUGAUUUUUAAAAUGCACGAGCAAGGGAGAAGAACCUUUGGCUAUCAUGUUUUAAAAUAGUAAUAAUGAUAAUAAUAAUUAAUAAUAAAUAAAUCCAGAGGCUGUAUGGACAAUAGUAGGGCACUAAAGAGAGAAAAUAAUUGCUUGUAGCUGGUUGCAAACAUUUCCCUUGGGAGAAUGCUCCCUAUCAGGUACUUUAUUAUUUGCUUCUUAAGAGUAAAUGCCCCAUAGGAGUAGACACAAAGCUGAUUUACACUACUACCAACUAAAAGCUACUCAAAUGGAAAUGUGUAUUUUUAGCAGCAUCUCAGUGCCUAUGAUUUUUCCGAGGUAAUGUGCCUCAAUACACGAAUUUCUUAAUCUUUGAGUUGCUCUUUUGCCUCUGCAGUAAAAUAUUCAUUGCCCCAGUAUCUAUUUUACCUGUAGUGCCUGGUUAUGGUUUGUUUUUAGAAGACCAACAGCUCGACUGACAAGCUGCAGAAAUGAAAGGUUUUUUUCCUCUCAGUAGUUUAUUUGUAUUUUCCAGUAAGAGAGUGAUCAAAAGAAAACCAUGCAAGCAGAUGUCUGUAAUUGCAGCAUGUAUAUAUAUGUGGAAAAGGUUAUUUUGCUUCUGUUGAUAUUAUCACUGAUCAAACUUCCUUUGUGAUAUCUAAUAUGAUAUAUUCUCUACAUGGCACAGAAAAAAGGACUGAGGGUACCUAUAACUAAGUCCUGCAUUCCAGGCACAGCUGUAAACAUUGGAUGGAACCUCAGGCUGCAAGCAGAUACUCAGAGUUGCUUUAUGUAGAGCUUAAAAAUAGGAUCUACAUCCUUUCAUAGAACUUACACUGAAGAUCCGAGCACAAAAAUCAAGCAAAAGAAGUUUCAUGCCUGACUGCAUGCCUUAAACUCUGCCCUGUUGUGUGUUUCUCAGCUAAAAAUUAAAACCUUCUACAAAUAC